CGGCUCUCCCGAGCGGUGGGGCCGUGCUGCAGAGCGGCCCCGGCUGCGAGCUCGCCCCGCUCCCGCUCGCUGCCCCGCCGUGCGCGCCGCUCGCCUGCCAGGGCACGACGCUCGGUGCAGCCCGGGGGAACCCGCGCAACAGAACCCGGGAUCUGGAGCUCAAACUUGUAACCCUAGCAGACAGUUUUGCAUUCCAGUACCAAUGGUGAGAAGAUGAACUGCUGCAUUUUGGACAAGCUGAAGUUUGGAAUGCUGGGACGUAAAGAACCCAUUAAGAAGGAAAUUACAGUAGUUGAGAGGAGAUGAAGAGCUGCGAAAAGUAGCUGCAGUAGAAUGGAAGCGUCGGUAAUAUUACCCAUUUUGAAGAAAAAAUUGGCAUUUCUUUCAGGAGGGAAGGACAGAAGAAGUGGCCUCAUUCUGACGAUUCCAUUAUGCCUUGAACAGACGAGCAUGGAUGAGCUGAGUGUCACACUAGACUAUCUUCUAAGUAUACCAAGUGAGAAAUGUAAAGCUCGAGGAUUCACUGUGAUAGUGGAUGGCAGAAAAUCUCAGUGGAAUGUGGUAAAGACAGUUGUGUUAAUGCUCCAGAAUGUUGUUCCAGCUGAGGUGUCACUUGUUUGUGUAGUAAAGCCAGAUGAAUUUUGGGAUAAGAAGGUUACACAUUUCUGCUUUUGGAAAGAGAAAGAUAGACUUGGCUUUGAGGUUAUUUUAGUAUCUGCUAACAAGCUGACACGAUAUAUAGAACCAUGCCAACUAACAGAAGAUUUUGGAGGAACUCUCACCUAUGAUCACAUGGAUUGGCUGAAUAAGAGGCUGGUAUUUGAAAAGUUCACUAAAGAAUCAACGUCUUUACUGGAUGAGCUUGCUUUAAUUAACAAUGGAAGUGAUAAAGGAAAUCAACAAGAGAGAGAGAGAUCAAUAGAUUUGAACUUCCUUCCAUCAGUUGAUCCUGAGACGGUAUUGCAGACAGGUCACGAGUUGCUGUCGGAGCUGCAGCAGCGUCGGUUCAAUGGGUCCGACGGAGGGGUCUCCUGGUCUCCCAUGGACGAUGAGCUGCUGGCCCAGCCCCAGGUGAUGAAGCUCCUGGACUCCCUCAGGGAGCAGUACACCCGCUACCAGGAGGUUUGUAGGCAGCGCAGCAAGCGCACACAGCUGGAGGAGAUUCAGCAGAAGGUAAUGCAGGUUGUCAAUUGGCUUGAAGGACCUGGAUCAGAACAGCUAAGAACCCAGUGGGGAAUAGGAGAUUCCAUUAGAGCUUCACAAGCUUUGCAACAGAAGCAUGAAGAGAUUGAGAGUCAGCACAGUGAGUGGUUUGCUGUUUAUGUUGAGCUUAAUCAGCAGAUAGCAGCUCUUCUAAAUGCAGGGGAUGAGGAGGACCUUGUGGAAUUGAAAGCAUUGCAGCAACAGCUGAGUGAUGUGUGUUACAGGCAGGCCAGUCAGCUGGAAUUCAGGCAGAACCUAUUACAAGCAGCACUUGAAUUCCACAGUGUUGCCCAGGAUUUGUCUCAGCAAUUGGAUGGUUUACUAGGAAUGUUGUGUGUGGAUGUAGCACCAGCAGAUGGAGCAUCAAUUCAACAAACAUUGAAACUUCUGGAAGAGAAAUUAAAGAGUGUUGACUUAGGCUUGCAAGGCUUGCGUGAGAAAGGUCAAAGUCUUCUUGAUCAGAUAUCUAACCAGGCAUCAUGGGCCUAUGGGAAGGAUGUAACCAUUGAAAACAAAGAAAAUGUGGACCAUAUCCAAGGAGUGAUGGAAGAUAUGCAGCUAAGAAAACAAAGGUGUGAGGAUAUGGUGGAUGUGCGGAGACUGAAGAUGCUUCAGAUGGUGCAGUUAUUUAAAUGUGAAGAAGAUGCUGCUCAGGCAGUAGAAUGGUUAAGUGAACUGUUGGAUGCUCUGCUGAAGACACACAUCCGACUGGGAGAUGAUGCUCAAGAAACAAAAGUUUUACUGGAGAAACAUCGAAAAUUUGUUGAUGUUGCGCAGAGUACUUACGAUUAUGGGAGACAGCUACUGCAGGCAACAGUGGUCCUGUGCCAGUCCUUGAGAUGCACUUCAAGGUCCUCAGGGGACACACUUCCCAGACUGAACAGAGUGUGGAAACAGUUUACAGUGACUUCUGAAGAAAGAGUGCACCGGUUGGAAACAGCUGUCGCAUUUCAUUCAACUGCUGAAAAGGUUUUGCAGGAAUGUCCAGACCAGCCAGAAGCUUUUCAUGAAAUGGAACAAUUUGAUGAAAUUGAAGCAGUUGGGAAAUCACUGUUGGACAGACUAACAGUGCCUGUCGUUUAUCCUGAUGGGUCUGAGCAGUACUUUGGGAGCCCAAGUGAUAUGGCUUCUGCAGCAGAACACAUCAGGGAGAAGAUGAAGUUAGUUAGCCUGAAAAAGCAGCAGCUGAGACAACCAGAAGCCACUACCCCAGAGAGCUAAUACUGACCUUGUCUAUGAAUUCAUAACAGGACUUCAGUUUGUAAUCCAGCAUGUUGUUUGCAUAUUACAGAAUUUGGUAUAAUAUAUUAAAAUGCAUUUCACAGCUGU
Messenger RNA from Zonotrichia leucophrys gambelii, 2532 nucleotides. It is a transcript of the gene SESTD1, whose product is annotated as SEC14 and spectrin domain containing 1. Lineage: Eukaryota; Metazoa; Chordata; Aves; Passeriformes; Passerellidae. The transcript is spliced from 20 exons. The coding region runs from base 334 to 2424 and encodes 696 amino acids. The record is from RefSeq and is a predicted model, not a curated record. Gene Ontology annotation, molecular function: phosphatidylinositol-3-phosphate binding; phosphatidylinositol-3,5-bisphosphate binding; phosphatidylinositol-4,5-bisphosphate binding.